UGCACAUCACUGAAGUAUUAUUAUUAAUUUUAACUAUAAGUUUAUUAUAUUAUAAAUAAUUAUAAAUUAAGGAUAAUAUAAAAAAAGGAAUUUUGAAAUUAGUUUCUGUGAUAAUAAAUGAAUCGACUUAAUGGAAUUUAAGUUAAUGUGAAAAAAUUAUAUUGAGAAAAAAAAUAUAUAAAGAUAAUGGACAGGUGGCUAUGCCUGUUUCUUGCUGUUGCAGCAUUCUCAAACAUAUGCGACGCAUACAGAAUAUUGGUUGUAUUUCCUUCGCCUGGCAAGAGUCAUAAUAUUUUAGGUGUUAAUGUUGUUAAACAUUUAUUGAAAGCUGGACAUGAGGUUACAUACAUCACGCCAUUUCCUGUUAAGAACCCUCAUCCAAAAUUACAACAAUUAGAUGUCAGCGAUAAUUUUGACUUACUGGAUGAAAAAACGUUGGAUGUGAAGACGUUAUUAAAUAAAGAAAUCAGCUUUGAUAGCCCUAUAACAAUGUUUGAAAUUACAAAUGAUUUUUUUGCGAAAACCAUCCAAAAUCCUAAUGUUGUGAAAGUGUUUAAUGACACUAGCCAGAAAUUUGAUGUAGUAAUAGCUGAAUGGAUGUACAACGAUGCUUAUUCUGGGAUUGCAACUUUAUUCGACUGUCCUUUCAUCUGGUUUUCCACUAUCGAGCCACAUUCGAUUAUACUUAGCUUGAUUGAUGAAAGUACAAAUCCUGCUUAUGUGCCAGACAGUUUGUCAAGUAACAUACCGCCAUUUAAUUUCAAAGAACGAGUCAGUGGAUUAUUCUUCCAGCUUUUAAGUUCAGCGUUUAAAACUUUUUAUUGGAAUGGCGUCGCUGAAAGAGAAUUUGAAAGAUUGCUCGGGCCAUAUUUAAUUCAGAGAGGAAAAGCUAUUCCUUCUUUCAGUGAUGUUAAUUAUAACGUGUCUCUAGUUUUGGGGAAUUCUCACGUAUCUUUAGGACAAGCAAUAAGACUACCGCAAAAUUACAUACCCGUUGGAGGAUACCAUAUAGAUUCUGAUGUAAAACCAUUACCAGAAGAUUUGAAAAAAAUAUUGGACAACGCGAAAAAUGGCUUGAUAUACUUCAGCAUGGGAUCGAACCUAAAGAGUAAGGAUCUUCCAGAUGAACUAAAACGUGGAUUCCUCAAUAUUUUUAGUAACUUGAAACAGACAGUGCUAUGGAAAUUUGAAGAAGCAAUUCCUAAUUUGCCUAAAAAUGUUCAUAUUGUUCAGUGGGCUCCACAACCUAGUAUAUUAGCACAUCCAAAUUGUGUACUUUUCAUUACACACGGUGGGCUUUUGUCUACUACAGAAACAGUCCAUUUUGGAAAACCCAUUAUUGGAAUCCCAGUGUUUGGUGAUCAGUUCACUAAUAUGGAAAGGGCUGUUAAGAAAGGUUUUGCUAUAAAAGUGACUCUGUCUUAUACAAUGUUGGACGAGUUUAAAGCUGCUAUUGACGAAGCUAUUAGCAAUCCAAAAUAUAGAAAUAAAGCGAAAGAGCUCUCGGCCAUUUACCACGACCGUCCCGUGUCACCUGGUAAAGAGUUGGUGCACUGGGUGGAGCACGUGGUGCGCACGCGCGGCGCGCCACAUCUCCGGUCACCAGCAUUACACGUGCCUUUCUAUCAGAAGUUCUAUUUAGAUUUAUUGGGAAUUAUUGUAGCAAUCCUUUCAGUAAUAGUAAUUGUAUCAAAACGAGUAUUAAAAUUGAAGUGUAAGAAAAAAGAAAAUCUGAAGAAGAAGAAGAACUAAUAGAUUCUUCUAAUUAAUUUGCUGAUUAUUAUAUUUACUUAAAUGAAUUUAUUGAUAAUAUUAAAAUAGUAAAUCAAAAUGACAAUCAUACGUUACCCUUAAUCAUAGUACGUCAGUCAUACUAUUAUCAUAGAGUGGAUGCCUGAGAAUUAAAAUGUAAUAGGUGAUUAUUAUGCUACUAUUUAUACGUAUUAUUAUGCUGCUAUUAUUUAUUUAUUUAUUUAUUCAUUAGUACAAAUAUGUGUACAUGGCGGACUUAAUGCUAAAAGCAUUCUCUCCCAGUCAACCAUAGCGAAGUGUCAGAAUACUCGAAUGCGGUACUACUAAUUAUUGAUAUACAUACAUACUAAAAUUACAUAUAUAAACGAAUAAAUAUAUAUGAAUAACAAAUAUUAUAUAUAUGAAUAACACAUAUAUGAUAUAUACUAUAUUAUGCUGCUAUUAGUAUUUUGUACAAUAUGGACGGCAGUUAACAAAGACGU
Molecule: messenger RNA, 2234 nt
Organism: Galleria mellonella (greater wax moth)
Lineage: Eukaryota; Metazoa; Arthropoda; Insecta; Lepidoptera; Pyralidae
Product: UDP-glycosyltransferase UGT5-like
Exons: 9
Coding region: 187-1752 (521 amino acids)
Molecular function (GO): UDP-glycosyltransferase activity
Source: RefSeq, a predicted model, not a curated record